This is a messenger RNA of Phyllostomus discolor (pale spear-nosed bat), 1976 nucleotides long. It is a transcript of the gene COPZ1, whose product is annotated as COPI coat complex subunit zeta 1. The transcript is spliced from 9 exons. The coding region runs from base 89 to 622 and encodes 177 amino acids. NCBI's taxonomy places the organism in Eukaryota, Metazoa, Chordata, Mammalia, Chiroptera, Phyllostomidae. The record is from RefSeq and is a predicted model, not a curated record. Gene Ontology annotation, cellular component: COPI vesicle coat. Gene Ontology annotation, biological process: intracellular protein transport; retrograde vesicle-mediated transport, Golgi to endoplasmic reticulum; intra-Golgi vesicle-mediated transport.
AUCCAGAGCGCGGUCUAAUGAGAACGUAGAACCAAUCAGCGGCAGCGUUGUUUUUGCGGCUCCACGUCGGCACCAACUGCGGGGCAAGAUGGAGGCGCUGAUUUUGGAACCCUCCCUGUAUACUGUCAAAGCCAUCCUGAUUCUGGACAAUGAUGGAGAUCGACUUUUUGCCAAGUACUAUGACGACACCUACCCCAGUGUAAAGGAGCAAAAGGCCUUUGAGAAGAACAUUUUCAACAAGACCCAUCGGACCGACAGUGAAAUUGCCCUUUUGGAAGGCCUAACGGUAGUAUACAAAAGCAGUAUCGAUCUCUAUUUCUAUGUGAUUGGCAGCUCCUAUGAAAAUGAGCUGAUGCUCAUGGCUGUUUUGAACUGCCUCUUUGACUCAUUGAGCCAGAUGCUGAGGAAAAAUGUAGAAAAGCGAGCGCUGCUGGAGAACAUGGAGGGGCUCUUCCUGGCUGUGGAUGAAAUCGUAGAUGGAGGGGUGAUCCUUGAGAGCGAUCCCCAGCAAGUGGUACACCGGGUGGCAUUAAGGGGUGAAGAUGUUCCCCUUACGGAGCAGACCGUGUCUCAGGUGCUGCAGUCAGCCAAAGAACAGAUCAAGUGGUCACUCCUUCGGUGAAGACCCCACUGUUCCUGGCUCUUCAUCCCCUGAAAAAAUCCACAUCUGCUGUGAUUUCUCAUCCAGUCCCCCAACUGAUGCUCUCAGGGUCAUCUCGGGGAUCAUAAGGGAUCCUUACAUCUCCAUCCUGUCUGUGUUUGUCCCCCCAGACCCGUAGGUGCUUCCCAUUCCUUCUCAGCUUUUUGAAGUUCUGGGAGUAAAGCUUCUAGCAGAUUUGGAUGCAGGGCAGGGGAAGCACUUCUUCCUUUCUAGACCUGGAUUAUGUUCCCUUCUCCUAUCUUGCAUAUUUUCUUCUUAACUUCUGUGCCCUUUGCUGCAGCUACACUUAAAAUCAAAGCAGGAGAAAGAAUGUGCUGAGUAUUUUUCUCCCCUUACCUUUACAGGGCCCUCACCCCACUAGUUCAUAUGUGCAGCAAGGGGAGGGCAAGAGAGAAUUCUUUCCUGUAGAAUGCAUGGGGGUGGUGGUGAGGAGAGGUAUAUCUAGUCUUCAGCCACAGCCCCACUUACUGGCCUCAGUAUUUUCUCCCUCCUCAGUGCCCCGUCCUUCAGCCUUGGAAAAAAGAUUGGAACAGCUCAUAGGCAGGGGACAGAGUGGAAGAAGCAGUAAUUUAAACUUUAUUGGAUAGGGCUUAUAAAAUUCUGUAUUUCAGUCACAGCUGCAUUCUUUACCCUGAUUCUGGAUUAUAGCUUCAAAAGUGCUGUGGUCUGUGAGUGGUCAUGGUGGCAACGUACAUCUCUUGGUCUGAUACCUAAACUCUACCUUCACAGCCCUGGGAUCUUUGCCCAACUUGUCCUCCCUGUGCCCUGGAGGAAAGCCAGUCCCUGAACUAAAACUCCAUUCUAAGUCUUAGAAAGAAGAGUUUCUGCUCAGAACUAGGGAGGGGGUGGAAUUUAUGACUUGGGCUUCUGGGCCCUCUCAGUCCUUUUGCUCCCCCCACAAGCUUUUCACUUCUUUGCUUUGGAUCUGUAAUCUCUGCCGCUUAACCCUAUCCUUUCUUUGUCUCCAUCCAGGCAGUAGGUCUAGGCUCUUCCCCUCCCUAGGUCGCUGAGAGAGGUGCCUUUCUUCACAAAACCUUCGGGAUCUGGAUUUCCCCAGGAAGAAGGAGGAUGGAAUGCCUACUCUUGGGUCUAAUCUUUCCCCUUGACCCAAACACUUUCCACAAAAAUGUCUCAAAAAACCUUCCUGAAACUUCUGCCCCACCUACUAAUGGCCAGUUCUCCAUGACUGAAGUAGGGCGCAUAACUGCGCAUAUCUGAGGGGGCAUUUUUGUGUAAGAGAUGAAUGGAGUCAGGAAAUAGCCUCCUUCAUAUACUUGCUCUGUGCAAAGAGGAAUAAAAGAUUUCUUUUUCCAAA